Rotaria sp. Silwood1 is the source of this 717-nucleotide messenger RNA. Lineage: Eukaryota; Metazoa; Rotifera; Eurotatoria; Philodinida; Philodinidae. The record is from the annotation of a GenBank genome assembly.
AUGGCACAAUCAGCGCAAGAACGAUUAGGUAGAAUAGACUUCGUUUAUCCAUUAAAUUGUGUUUUUAAAAUAUCUGAACUCGAUAAAACUACAAAUAAUUAUGUUUUUAUGUAUGAACGUAAAAUUACGGUACAAGCAGAAGCAAAUACAUUAAUUUCUGGUUCAUUGAUUAUAUCAGGUGAUAUUAUUCAACAAUUAUGUAUCGAUCGUCUUAAACCAAUGGCAAUCUAUAGUCUUAAUCUAUUAUUAUAUGUUGAACAUGACUUGGAAGAAAAAAUAAUUUUCAAUUCAUUUUUUCAAGUUGCAUUUACUCAGCGACAAAAGCCGAGAGUUUUUAUACAAGAAUGCAAUGAUUCUCAUAUGAGUCCUAGAUAUCAUUGUUUUAUGGUAUAUACUCUUCCAUAUAAUGACACCAUUCUUCUAUCAAACAUGUUUUCUACAGAUCUUGAAAAAUCUUGUCAAAUGUCAACUGAUGUAACAAAUUUGUUUCCACGUGCUAAUACACUAUCUCUGUGUGGUUAUAAGAAGGUCAAUGGUGUUCGAGAUCUUGGCAAGCCUGGAUGUUCCAUAUCAUCAUUAGUUCCUUGGUCAUUAUUAACACACAUUGAAAUCAAUCAUAGUGAUGUUAUUACUCAACAUACAUUACAGUCAUUAUUACGGAUAGCUUAUCAUGUACAUACACUAGAAAUAAUUGAUGAGAGAGGAAUUUUACUUCGC